Molecule: messenger RNA, 2658 nt
Organism: Bombina bombina (fire-bellied toad)
Lineage: Eukaryota; Metazoa; Chordata; Amphibia; Anura; Bombinatoridae
Gene: SLC60A2
Product: major facilitator superfamily domain containing 4B
Exons: 4
Coding region: 219-2015 (598 amino acids)
Biological process (GO): transmembrane transport
Source: RefSeq, a predicted model, not a curated record
UUAGAGACACGUAUAGGCCGAGCCUCCCCGCCCUCCAUCUGUCAGGUGCCGGUGUUUCCUAGAUGGAGGAACUGUAAAAGUGACAUCCGGGUUUUUCAGGAGAAAUAAGGCCGCAACCGGAUCUGAACUGACUUCUCUCUUCAUUACCUGUCAGAGCCUUAGGCAAGAUGGCCAGAACCUGACUUUACCAGUAAAGGCUGGGCCGGGGAGGGAGGGAUAUGGCUGGGGACGGCAAGAAGAAGCAAGUGCGUUUUGCCCGUGCGGUAGAAGAGGAUGAAGCAGCUGACGAAGAAGAGGAGGACACACUGUUUGAGAAGAGACCGGUGGGGUUAAGGCGAGGGCUAGUUGAGGAAGAGCAGGGCCACGGAGCUGCGUUGGAUGAUGAGGUGCGGCUGGCGCCCAGUGGAAGGAGGAGAGAUGUGGGCCGCAGGGAGACAUGUAUGACCGGGGAGUACCGAUGGUGUUCCACAACCGUCCUGUGCGCGGCCUUCCUGGGGCUGGGAAUGGCUAUUGCUGUACUUGGACCCACGUUUCCUGAUUUGGCUAUGAAUGUAGACAGUAGCGUCGCUAACAUUUCCUACAUUUUCGUGGGUCGGUCCUCAGGAUAUCUUGGUGGUUCUGUCAUUGGCGGAAUCCUUUUUGACUGUAUGAAUCAUCACCUCCUUCUGGGGACAUCGAUGUUGGCGACAGCUGCUGGCCUGUAUGCUGUACCUUUCUGUAGGAAAGCAUUUUUGCUAACUGGUGUGAUGUCAAUUGUAGGAUUAGCAAUGGGAUUCCUUGAUACUGGUGGCAAUAUUGUAAUUAUGAACACUUGGAAAGACCAGUCUGGGCCUCACGUGCAGGCAUUACACUUCAGUUUUGCAUUGGGGGCAUUUGUCGCUCCAUUAUUAGCUAAAUUAGUGUUGGACAUUCUACCCUUGAGCAAGACUCCAAGCAACUCUGACUUGCCGAAUAUAAGUACCCCAUCUCAAAGUCAGCAAGUACUGAAACUACUUGGAUUAGAAAUGCAGGGGGCUAUGUUGUCCUACAUUGUUAUUGGAACAUUUAUUUUGUUGGUCUCUUUAUUUUUCUUUAUAUUAUACACAAAAAGUCGACCUCACCAUUCAACAGGAAAGGAUUCAGAGGAGAAAUCAAAGACGGCUAAAUACCAUAACGCUCUUAUUUUUCUCUUGUUCUUAUUUUUUUUCUUUUAUGUUGGAACAGAAGUUGCCUUUGGCUCAUAUAUUUUUACUUAUGCAAAACAAUAUGUAAACAUGGAAGAUAAAGAUGCUGCCAUGUUAAAUUCUGUUUUCUGGGGACUAUUUGCUGCAGUACGCGGCCUGGCUAUUUGUUUUGCUACAUUUAUGUAUCCUGGCACUAUGCUGCUUCUCAGUGUAGCUGGUUGUACACUAGCAUCUUUGCUUUUAGUUCUUUUCCAUGACAAUCGCAUAUGUCUUUGGGCUGGGAGUGCAUUGUAUGGUGCUUCUAUGGCUACUACUUUUCCAAGUGGAUUUUCCUGGGUGCAACAAUAUACUACAAUUGGAGGAAAGUCUGCAUCCAUAUUUGUAGUUGGAGCUGCUCUUGGGGAAAUGGCUGUUCCUGCUUCGGUUGGCUAUCUUCAAGGAAUCUUUAGUACAUACCCUGUACUUAUGUAUGCUGCCCUUGCAUCUUCUGCAAUGAAUGCUGUGCUGUUUCCAGUUAUGUACAAACUAGCAACAUCUUCUGGAAAUAAGAUCACGUGGGAUGGGCAGGAAAGUGAAGACCGAAGAGCUUUGCUUUCAAAUUCUGGACAAGAGGAGGAAGAAGAUGAUGCACAACAGUGGAAUGAAGCUGAUUUUGAAGCCAUUGAAAUGAACGAUCGAAGCAGUACUGUUAUGAUAAAUUUUGAUGAAAUGCCAGGGGAGACUAUUGCCUCUGAUGUCAUUAACCAGACUCCUUUAAAAAAUUCCAAUGGAACAGGUGGUGAUCAAGUGGUACUGGUAAACAAAUCUCCCUCAAAAAAAUUUCUUGGUAUAAGCAGAGUGAAGAAGGAUUAGAAAAUGAUCCAUAUUUGGUUGCAUUUUUUUAUAGCAAAAAAAUUUAAAAAAAUAUUUUUUUAUCUUAAAAGACUACCAAGUCAGUCUUGCAGUCCUUCGGGUUUUACAGCAUCUUUUGCACACACAGUACUCUUCCUGGGAUUAUUUCAAAAUACAAAAAAUAUAUAUAUAUAUAUAUAUAUAUAUAUAUAUAUAUAUAUAUAUAUAUAAAAUCAGAAAUGCCCAAACAUUCAUCUUGUAAUUAAUAAUGAAAAUGUUGUUUUAACUCUGUGACAGAUUCAUCUAAACAUAUUAUUAAUUAUCGUACCUUUUUUUUUAAUUCUAAUAUUAAUAAGCAAAAUUGAUACAAUUUUAUGUACAGGGAGUUCCUAAAUAAUAAGCCAAGCACCUGGGUUGUCUUAUGGUAUAUAUAUUUUUUGUUCUGUCAUAUAUAUUUGAUGAAUUACAGAUGUUUACUUCAAAGAAGAAAGGAAACCUGAAGGACUUUAAUAAUUUUAAUCAUGAAAGUGUUUCUACACUAAAUAUCUUGUUGGGUUUUGAUUUUGAGGAGUUCUAUACUUUAUUUGUUGUGUUUUCUUUUCUUUUAGGUUUCUUGUUUCAUUUAUGUGUUCUGGUUAAUAAAUUUUAAUGAUUUUGUUGCUUA